Molecule: messenger RNA, 441 nt
Organism: Monoraphidium neglectum
Lineage: Eukaryota; Viridiplantae; Chlorophyta; Chlorophyceae; Sphaeropleales; Selenastraceae
Product: Photosystem II reaction center PSB28 protein
Exons: 6
Coding region: 1-441 (146 amino acids)
Biological process (GO): photosynthesis
Cellular component (GO): chloroplast thylakoid membrane; photosystem II oxygen evolving complex; photosystem II
Source: RefSeq, a predicted model, not a curated record
AUGCAGUCCCUCGCGCAGCGUAGGAGCAUAGUUGCGGCCCGCGCCGGCGCCGCACCCCGCGCGCCCCUGCGCGUCUCUCGCAGCCGCAGCGUUGCGUGCGAGGCUGCCUCGAUGCAAUUCAUCAAGGGGAUUGACGAGCCCACAGUGCCAGAGGUGUCCCUCCGCCGCGCGCGCAACGGCAGCAGCGGCAGCGCGCAGCUGCUGUUCGACAACCCCUCCAUCUUCCAGGCGUCCGGGGAGGCCGGUGACAUCACCGGCCUGUUUAUGAUCGACGAGGAGGGCGAGCUCAGCACGACUGAUGUGAAGGCGAAGUUCGUCAACGGCAAGCCCCAGGCCAUUGAGGCGAAGUACAACAUGCGCAGCUCAUUCGAGUGGGACCGCUUCAUCCGCUUCAUGGACCGCUAUGCCGAGUCAAACGGCCUCGGUUUCGAGAAGAAGUGA